This is a messenger RNA of Nezara viridula (southern green stink bug), 937 nucleotides long. The record is from the annotation of a GenBank genome assembly. NCBI's taxonomy places the organism in Eukaryota, Metazoa, Arthropoda, Insecta, Hemiptera, Pentatomidae.
CGCUGCUAUUUUAGCUCCUAAAACAACCUUAUCUGGGCACGGUAAAGGUUAUAAAAUCAAACUAAGUUAGUGCUGGUAGAGUUGAAGACUGAGUUUUAUGAUGAAUAACAAGAGGACAAAACGAAAAAGCUAUUUUUUGAGUGCGAAUCCUUCAAAGAAAAGGAGAAAUGAUUUAAUGCCUGGUUUGAAAGGUUUUAUAUGCACCUGCAAUGGCAAUAUGAAAGGGUGCAUAUCAGAAGCAUUGAAUAUUUUGGAUGAAUAUGAUUCUAAAAUGAAUCCUGAAACGAAUAAUUCUGAUGAAAUUGAGGACAGCGAAGAUAUUGAAAAAGCGCUGAUGAAGGAAUUGAAAAAUGAAAAAGAACAAAAAAAAGAGGAUAAGAAAUUCAGAGUCAUUGAAACUGGAAUUAACAACUGCAUUUUUAUAGGAACGACUGUCAGCAAUUCUGUUGAGAUAGUUGAAAAAAUUGCAAAAGAUAUUAAAUGUACAAAAGUAUCUAAGAGUAAAAACCUCAUUCGAAUGCUGCCUGUGGAGAUAACUUGCAAGGCAUUCAUGGAGGACAUCAAGAAAGCAGCUUGUAGUAUAUUUGAAAGACACUUUAAAUGUGACCCAGUUCCUUUUAACAUAAUUUUAACAAAGAGGAGUAAUAGUAAUUUAGAUCGGAUGGAAGUGAUUGAACAACUUGUUCUUCUUGUAAAAGAUAGAAAUUUGAAUCAUAAAGUAAACUUGAACUCACCAGUGAAAAGUGUAAUAGUGGAAAUAAUCAGAAAUAUUUGUUGUUUGUCAGUCAUUGAUCAUUUUCAUGAUUACAUGAAAUUCAAUUUGAUUGCUCUUGCAUCUAAUAAAAAUAUUGAUACUUAAAUGUUUAAGUUUGUAUAAUUUUAAUGCAAUGAAUUUUUAAAAUAUUUGUUUAAUAAAAUACAUCUUUUUUUUUUUUAA